GUCCUCAGCCUGCUCUGCUCCCACCGACGGAGAACAGAACAUGCCCCAUUCCAUCACUUGACAGAGACACAAAAUGCUCUCUCACCACUGCCAACCACUCGAACACCCGCACUGGUUCCCCGUCACGCUCGCCGCCGUCCUCGUCGCCGGCAUUCUCGUGAGCUACCUGCCCCAACACUUCAAAAUCAUCAGCCGCAGAUCCAGCGAAGGCAUCUCGCCAUGGUGGGUGUUACUGGGUGGACUCAGCAGCAUCGCCGCCAUCGGCAACAUUGUCACCCUCCCCACGAGCCGAGCCGACAUGCUGUGCUGUCGUGAAAUUGGCGAGUUUGCCUGUGGUGCUGCUCUGCUGGGAGUGAUGCAGAUUGGCGUGCAGUUCUCGUGCUUUAUGAUCAUUGUAUUCCUCUACAUCACCUUUGCCCCACGAGAAGAGGACGAGGUAGAUCUCUCCUCCUCAGUCGCGACCCUCACGAAGCCUCCACCUCCCAGUCGACCUCGCGACCCUCUGAUUGUCGGGACCGUGAUUGGUCUUUCGCUCUUCGUCGUCGCCCUUACUUCACUCAUCCUUGUUCUCCGCCAUCCAGACCAUACUCAACGAUGGGCGGAUCUGCUGGGAACAGUCUCGGGACUUCUCGCUGCCGUACAAUACCUGCCCCAAAUAUACUUUACCUGGAAGAUCAAGGAUCUCAAGAGCUUGAGUGUGGGUACACUGCUGAUACAAGCACCUGGCGCCUUUUUAUUUGCCUACAGUCUGUUCCUACGUGUCAGCUGGAUAGGAUGGUCGACGUGGCUCGUCUACAUUGUCACUGGACUUCUUCAAUUUGUACUGCUGGGAAUGGCUGUCGUGUUCUGGAAUCAGCGAAUGCAGGGUCAAGGCCACAGUGAAGGAGAUAUAGUAGUAGACUCUACUGGCGCUGCAGAAGAACGCUCGCCCCUUUUACGUACUGCAUCAUGA
Messenger RNA from Sphaerulina musiva SO2202, 952 nucleotides. RefSeq lists its product as uncharacterized. The transcript has 2 exons. Bases 74 to 952 code for a protein of 292 amino acids. Lineage: Eukaryota; Fungi; Ascomycota; Dothideomycetes; Mycosphaerellales; Mycosphaerellaceae. The record is from RefSeq and is a predicted model, not a curated record.